This is a messenger RNA of Paramecium pentaurelia, 1444 nucleotides long. Lineage: Eukaryota; Ciliophora; Oligohymenophorea; Peniculida; Parameciidae. The record is from the annotation of a GenBank genome assembly.
AUGAUAAAUCUUGUUGAAGGUGUAUUUGUUCCAUCUGAUGAAUCUAAUCUAGCAUAUUUUGAUCUGUUAAAGAAAUCCUACAAUGAUGGUAAUACUAAAAAUCUAUUUUAAGGCAAUGCAGCAUAAAUUUAUAAUUUAUUUUCUGGAGACACUUAAAAGCAUAUUACAUUAGAGAUAUUUACUUAAUAAAUAGAAGCCAUUAGAAAUAGAGAAGGAAAUAUUUCUUACUGGGCUUAUUCAACUGUUGAUAAAGAAUAACCAAGCAUUUUAUUAGGUUUUGAAAAACAUUUGGGAACUGGUACUUUAUUUUGGUCAUAUGAUCAAAAAGGUAAAAUUGCCUCUUUCAGUAUGAAUGAUCAUCUAUAACCAUCAAUGAUUUAGUGGAUUAAACAAUAUCCAAAUAAAUUUUCAUUUUCUGCUAUUGCUGAUGACAAUGUAAUAGCAAACUAUUUUGGAACAAGAGAAUAAACAUUGAUGAGUGUUUUCAAAAUAAUUGUUGCCAUAGAAUAUUGUAAACAAUUAAGUGAUGGUAAAAUAAACGAUGAAGAUUGGAUUAAUUUAAAUGAAGUUAAUAAGUUUUAUAUAAAAGAAUUAGAUAUAUCCCAUAAAAAUUUUUUGUAAAUUUGGGAAUAGUAAGGAAAAAUAAAAGAUGGUUAAAUACAAUUAAAGGAAAUUGCAAUAGGGAUGAUAGCAUUAAGUUCUAAUGCUUGUACUGAAUACUUAGAAACUCUAUUUACUUUAGAAUCUAUUUAAAAUACUGUAGAUUAAAUAGGAUUGAAAUAAAGUUAAAUCUUCUAUUUAAGUUCAUUUUUAUUAGUGUUCACUUAAGAUAACAAAGAUACAAGAGAAGAUUUCAUUAAAUAUAUUUAGAAUCUUUCAGUAGAAUAAGUAUAAAAAAAGAGUUUAGAGAUACAUAAUUAAUUAAUUUUAAAUAAUGAGAGUGCAAAAGAUUAUUUAAGUAGAGGUAAGUAAUUAUUAGAUGGAGAAGUUUUAAAAAUUCAAUCAAAAUAUUUCACAAAAUCAACAACUUUAGAAUAUUCAAAAUUACUUGAUAAAUUAAAUAAUGGUAUUUAGUUUAAUGAAAAGUUUUAUUAAUAUUUUUAUGCUUUAAUGGGAUAUGUUUCUAUGUAAAAUCCUGCUUUGGCUUAGGAAUAUGAUCAUGUUGGAGUAUUUAUUUAUUAUAAAAUUUUAGGUUAAAGGUGGAUCAUCAGCUAUAUAAGGAGAUGAUUUCUGUGUAUUAACAAUUGGAUUCUUUUAAUAAAUGAAGAAAGCUAUUCCAUUCAAAAAAACUUCAAUUGCUUUUUUCAUUGAAUCCUUAGAUUAUGAUACCGAAUAUCAAUUAAUCUUUGAAUAAUAUAAUGAAUUUAUAGCUCUAUUAAGUUUGAAUGGAUAUUAUUUGAAUGCGGUUUCAAAAGAGUUAUCUUAAGAUCAAAUAAAGUUGUGA